AUGUGGCUUCGGAACUUACUUCUCCUGGCUAUUGUGGCCUGCAGCAUCUCUGCACCCACAGACAACCCUGUCACCCAGCCCUCAAGGCACAUUAAGGCCAUCUUCGAAGCCGAACGUCUCCUGAAUGACAGUAAAGACACUGAUGCUUUGACGGAAACAGUAAAGGUCGUGGCAGGAAGGGUUAACCCUCAGACACUAACAUGCCUGCAGACCCGUCUGCACCUGUACAAGCAGGGCUUGCGGGGUAGUCUCACCAGCCUCGAGGGCCUCCUGAACAUAAUGGCCGAAUACUACAAGACUCACUGCCCAGAAAUCCCAGAAACUGCUUGUAUAAACCAGACUGUCACCUUCAAAAACUUCAAAGAUCACCUCAGAAAUUUUCUGCUCCACAUCCCUUUUGAGUGCUGA
This is a messenger RNA of Chrysochloris asiatica (Cape golden mole), 408 nucleotides long. RefSeq names its product colony stimulating factor 2 (granulocyte-macrophage) (gene CSF2). Gene Ontology annotation, cellular component: extracellular region. Gene Ontology annotation, biological process: myeloid cell differentiation; immune response. Lineage: Eukaryota; Metazoa; Chordata; Mammalia; Afrosoricida; Chrysochloridae. The transcript has 4 exons. The record is from RefSeq and is a predicted model, not a curated record. Gene Ontology annotation, molecular function: cytokine activity; granulocyte macrophage colony-stimulating factor receptor binding; growth factor activity. Bases 1 to 408 code for a protein of 135 amino acids.